AUGGCCUCCACAUCGACUGCCUCAUUUCCUCAGCAAAAUUUCGAUUAUUUCCUCAUUCUUGACUUUGAGGCAACUUGUCAAGAUGGAGAAAAGAUCAAGCCUUGCCAAGAAAUUAUCGAAUUCCCAGUGAUUCUUCUAGAUGGACAGACUUUUGAAGAGGUUGCUCGAUUUCACCGAUAUGUUCAACCAACGGUUUGCCCAAAACUCACGCCCUUUUGCACGGAUCUAACAGGGAUUUCCCAGGAAAUGGUUGACAAUCAACCGGAAAUCCUAGAAGUCCUUCAAGAGUUUGAUGACUGGUUCAACGAGAGAAAUCUAUCAGAUAAAAGAUUCAUUUUUGUCACAUGUGGAGAUUGGGACUUGCAAACACAGCUACGACAUGAGGGAAAAUACAAAAAGUUUGAAGUGCCCAAGUAUUUCUCCGAGUGGAUCAAUAUAAAAGAAUCCUUCAAAAAGCAUCGAGGAUACAAGGGAUAUGGAAUGAUGACUUUGCUCAAAGAAAUGAAAUUGCAACAUUCGGGUCGACAUCAUAGUGGAAUUGAUGAUACAAUAAAUAUCGCUGCUAUAACAAAAGCAUUAGCAAAAGAAGGAUUUGUAUUUGAACCAACAGGAAAAGCGCCGGAAAAGAAAGGGAAGAAAAAUGUGAGA
Molecule: messenger RNA, 648 nt
Organism: Mesorhabditis belari
Lineage: Eukaryota; Metazoa; Nematoda; Chromadorea; Rhabditida; Rhabditidae
Source: the annotation of a GenBank genome assembly